AAGACAAACAUCGUACGAAAAAUUUACAAGAAAAAAGAAAGAAAAAAAAAACAAUGGAGUCAAUGGUGGACUAGAGGGUGUAGUUUAAGAUAUGUUAACAAUGUUUUUGUACGAAUAAAAUUGUCUUGGCUUCAUUAUAAAUAUUUUUAAGUAAAGGUUAUUGCGAUUCCUCAAACAAAUCAAUGUAAAAAAAUCAAAAGAGUAAAGUGAAAUUUCAUAAUUUAUUAGAGCCGACAUAAUGGCUGUAUUAGUUGCUAAUAAUUCUAAAUCAGUGAAUUUAACACGCUCAUUGGAAAAAAUUUUGGAUGAAUGCAGUGCCAGCGGCGAACUGAAAUUACAAAACAGGAAAUUAAAAGAUUUUCCAAAAUGCUAUGGAAAAUUUAAUCUCUCAGAUACGGUCUUUGCAGAUUUAUCAAGAAAUCGCUUCUGUGAAUUGCCUGAGGAUGUGACAUCAUUCGCGUUCUUGGAACGACUUUUGCUUUAUCAUAAUGCGAUACGUUCGAUACCUGAAUCCAUUCGUAGUCUUCAAUCGUUGACAUUCUUGGAUUUGAGAAGUAAUCAACUCACAACAUUACCUCGCGAAGUUUGUCUUCUUCCAUUACAAAUAUUUUUGAUUUCCAAUAAUCGUCUCACGACUUUACCGGACGAGUUGGGACGAAUGAAUGAGCUAACCGAACUUGAUGCCGGUUUCAAUCAAUUAACACAUUUGCCAGCACGUUUAAGUGAAUUGACAAAUCUUAGAUCACUUUGCUUGAGAAGCAAUCAACUUGUUUACCUUCCACGUGAAUUCUCAAAUCUAAGACUUAUUUCACUUGACAUCAGUUGUAAUAAAAUCGCUUCACUGCCAGUUGAACUUCGUCUUAUGACAUCACUUGUCGAUCUCGAACUAUCUGAUAAUCCUCUCACAUCACCGCCAGCUCAAAUUUGCAUUCGAGGUAUCGUGCAUGUCUUUAAAUAUCUCGAAACAAUCGUUGGAAAAGAAGGAAAGAGUGAAGCUAGCAAUAGCAAUUCAUUGCGGCGAACAUUACCAAAGCAAAACUCAACGCCAGCUAUCAAUGACGCAAUAAAAGUUAAACGACACACAAGUGAUUCCGGUUACAGCACAAGCGAUUGCGGAUUAGACUCCAAGUGGGCAAACGAACAAAUGAUUCCAAAAUGGCAAUUACCUUCAACUCCACUUCACAUUAGAACUGAGUUGAGUAAAAGUGACACCCCAACUCCAGCUGGCGUUUCUCCUGGCGGAUUCUGUAAUCAUUCAACAUCCCUUGACGACGAUCAAUUGAAGAGAAAAUUGGAGAAGCGUCACAUGACGAAUUCCAAUCCCACAUUGACAAAUGGAUUGAACGGAAAUUUAGAAAACUCACCGGAAGCAAAUACGCCCGAUAGUCAAAAGUCUGAUGAAAAGAUCAAAGGUUUAGGUAAUGUCCAAACAUAUCGUGAGUACAAAGAAGCAUUACGUCAACAAAGGAGUCAAGAAUCGUUGUCGAUUUACAGAGCCAAAGAUGUUUCAACGCCAGAUGGAAGUUCGGAAUUACAUUUCAGAUCACAAACGUCGUCACCUUAUAAUGGAAGCAGUCAAAAUUCACCGAUUUCACCUUAUCGGAAUAUGAAUCUGUCGAUGACGUCGAUUAAUGGACACGGAAUCGGAAAUAGUGAAGAAGGAAAAGGUCGGCCAGUUCAGAAAGUGACGCCAUCGAGAAGUUCAAGCAACAACAAUAACAGCACAUAUCAGAAUGGAAGUCGUUCGAGUAGUAAUGGAAAUAUUUCUGAUAGCUAUGAAAAGCCAAACAGUCCACAAAAAACUUCUGGAAUAUUACAACAUAACAAUGUACCGAAUAUUAUGAACGGAAACAAUAUUAAAGGUGUGCUCGUUGAUAGUAGCACUCACAAACCGUUGUCUGGUACAACUGUCGGAUAUGUCAACAACAAACCAGGACAGAAACUCAAUAAAUCUGUCUCAUGGAAUCGUGAUGUUCCCACAGAGAAGUUGAGCUUUACAAUGCGUCGUGAAUUUGACAAACAUAAAGAAGAAGUUGAAUUAAUAAAGCAAUUGAAAAGUAUACUUCAAACAAAACUCAAGAUGUCAUUACCAGAUGACAUUGCGCCUGCAUUAACUGAUGGUGUUGUUUUAUGUCACUUAGCGAAUCACAUCAAGCCACGUUCUGUUGGCAGCAUUCAUGUUCCAUCCGCUGCUGUCCCAAAGCUGACCAUGGCCCGAUGUCGUCGAAAUGUUGAUAAUUUUCUCGAAGCAUGUCGCAAAAUUGGCGUCGACGAGGAGAUAAUUUGCUCCUGUGGAGACAUUGUGCCCACAACAGACGAUCCAUCAAAUUGUCGUCCACCCGAUGAACAGGCCAUGUUUCGAACAAUAAAUGCUUUAUUGAUGCACCAGCUCAAGCUGAAGAUGCAAGAUCGAGGAUCUGAUGUAACCAACACCAAUACGGCAAGCGAUGGUUACGAUGAAGAUUCGAAUUUGACGAUGUCAAUGGGUGGUGAUGGAGGAAUUCGUCGUGCACCAAAUUCACUUGACUUCACUCGCAAGAGAAAAUUUACCAGCGUCAAAUUUCUCUUACCGGAAAACAAUGAAAACUUCUUAAACGAAGUUAUUGAAGAAUGUGAAUAUGACAGUGACAUUGGGAAGUUUAAUUGCAAGGAAGAAGAAGAUGAAAAUAUCCAAGAAGAUUCGGAGAAUAGCGAGACGUCAUCAAUGGUUGACCACUUUCUCAAUAUUGAACACAUGAAUGAUUUAAAUUCACCUCACAAGUUUGAUGAAAAGAAUGUUUUUGAGGUCAAUAAUUUCAACAAUGAGGAAGACUGUCAAUACAAGAUUGUAAUGAAGAGAAUUGAUUAUUUUGAGGGAAAUCGAGUUAUCGAUCGACAACAAGAAGAUUUGUUAUUGAAACAGUCACAAAUCUUUGAUGAAGUUGACGGAAAGGCAAAAGAUAAUUCGACUUUCAUGACACCAAUAAAGAAAAUUGUUCGAACUGAAUACCAAAGUAAUCUCUUAUGCUGUGCUGCUGAUGUUCUUGAAGGGAAAGGAAUUGUGCAGGUAGCAAUAACUGUUUGUGAAUUGAUAAAGCAUCAAAUUGCGACACCGCCAAGCAUGAUCAAAUCACCUCAGCGAUACCAAAACCUGAACUAUAGCAACAUGAACAAUAAUGGAGCUUGCGUUGAUGGAAUUAUAAGCAAAUCAUCGAGCAGCUCAUCGUCACAACUUUCAGCCACAUCACCCUCAUCACCAAUAGUUUAAAUUUCAAAACACAAACAUUUGUUGUACAAAAAUAUUUUACUGAUUAUGUGAUUUUUUUCUCUCUCUUUCAUUUAGAAUGACACAAAGCAGAAAUUAUUUAAUUACUGAGUAAUCGAAGAAAGAAAUCUUGUAAAUGUUUAGCUAAAAAAUAUUUUAUCUUCCAAGUUUAAAUUGUGACAAAAUUUUCAAAAUUGUCUGUUGUCAGACAAAUGAUUCAUGAUUAGAAUUCUUUUAGAAUGUUGUAAAUGUAUUUUAAACUCCUACAAAUUCAAGUAGUGCAUGAUAUUUUCUUUAAAAACAAGUUUUUCUUAAUCUCUUUCAACAACAAACAAAAAGAUUCUUGAAUAACAAAAAAUAAUUUUAAGUUGUCAAGUGGAUCAAAAUGCAACCGAAACCUUUGGAAGUUUCGGACUUAUGAGAUUCAAUUUUUAUACCAAAUUUAUUGCAUUACAGAAUAUUUGACUUGUAUCUGGGUCUGAAAUCGGUAAACUUCAUUUAGUUCGCCGAUUUUCAAACCUGAUUAAGAUGCUGAUAUGAAAAGUAUGAAAGCAUAAUUAAUAAUCAUUAUAAUAAUGAAACAAUACAAUAAUGACAAAAUUUAAACUACGUGAGAAUAUUAGAAUACAGUAAAACAUGUUUUAAAAUUAGGUUUUCUAACUAACCACAAUGAAAAAGGCUCAAGAAAAUGGAAAAUGUAAAAAAUACCGUGAGUGUGCCAUUUUUCUUUUCUAAAGUAAAUAAAUUAAUCAAAAUUUGACAUCAACAUGACUUGAUCUGAGAUUUGGAUACCCGCAACGAUUUUUAAAGAAUCUUUAAAAUGUUUUUAUAAUGAGAUCGGAUGUUGUCUAAUUAUCAGAGUUGUGCUUUGACUCAUUUUACAUUCUAUGUAAGUUUGUAAGUAAAACUUGUCGACACAACUCUGCAAAUUAAUGAAAGCGUAAAAUUGAUUAACGCUCUUAAUUAAACUUAUCUCAAUCAAGAUAAACUUCAUUAAUGUGCACGAUUUUCCAUGACUUUUAAAAUAUAAAUAGUUGUGCCAAAGAUGCAUGAAAUUAGAAAUUUUGCACUAAAGUAGUUUUAAAAGUUUACUUUUACAUAACUUGAUCUGUAAUGACAUGAUAUCGAAUGUAGUUGGAAAUAAGAUUGAAAAUGCAUGUAACCAAGAGUUUCUAGUCAAACUAUUUUUUGACAAGCAGUUAAUCUGUGUAAAUCUUAAUAUAAAUAUCAACAACGUAUGUACUUUUUUUAGAAACAGCAACAAAUGAAAAUAGUUCUUUAAUUUAUUUUUUAUUGAAUUUGUUAUCAAAUAUCUACUUAACAAAUGAUUACCUAAAUAUCAACCUUCCAUUAAAAUUCUGUUUUAAAUUUAUAAACUUAAAUACCGCAAAUGCCAGUCAUUUAAAACCUUGUCAAAUGUAACAUCCAAAAAUAAUGAUUUUGUUAAAUUUUUUACAUUAAGAAACUCAUUUUUUUAUUGAAAAAUUUUAUUUACCAACAAUUGAGUGAGAGUAAAAGAAAUAGGUGAACAUCUUUGUAAGUAAUUGUCGUAGAACAAGAAAAUUUAUGUGAAAAACUUCCAGUCUGUGGUUUAUUUUAUCACUAACAAUUAAGUUCCAAUUUUUAAUAAUUUGGUUCACAAUUUUAUUUUAUAAUUUCCUUAAGUAAGGCACCAAAAAUUAUUUAUGUAGUACAUUUUUCAACAAUCAACAUACUUGUGACUUAUUUUAAGUUAUUUUUAUUUCAUCUGGCAAUAAAACAAAAAUAUUGAAUAAAUUAGAAAAAUUUUAAGUUUUUGCUUGGAAGUUGCAGGACAAAAAUAUUUAAAAUGGUUUACGAAACUCAAUGUUGACGAAUGUCCAAUAACAAAUGUUGAAAACAAUGAAAGCACAAGGGAAGAAUACUCG
Messenger RNA from Clunio marinus, 5151 nucleotides. Lineage: Eukaryota; Metazoa; Arthropoda; Insecta; Diptera; Chironomidae. The record is from the annotation of a GenBank genome assembly.